This is a messenger RNA of Cotesia congregata, 639 nucleotides long. The record is from the annotation of a GenBank genome assembly. NCBI's taxonomy places the organism in Eukaryota, Metazoa, Arthropoda, Insecta, Hymenoptera, Braconidae.
AUGUCUGGUCCUGACGUUAAAAUUAAAUUGAUUAAUUGCGUACGUAAAUAUCCAGGAUUGUACAAACCCUCGUAUGAAAUGUAUCGAAACCGUAAUUACGCAAUUACAGCUUGGGAAAAAAUUAUGAAAGAGUGUAACAUUGAAUCUAUCACGAAAGCCAAAGAUAUGUGGGCAAGUCUCCGUAAGUCGUACACCGGUCAUUUGAAAGCACCUGGAGAGAAAAAAGCACCAAAAUACUUUGAAGAAAUGAAUUUUUUACGUCAAUACAUUCCUGAGACAGCUGCUGAUGGAUUCGAUGAUGAUGAGCCGGUUAAAUUGAAAGCUGUACCAAAACCAAAGCCCCAGAAAGCCCAGACUGUAGUUAAAGCUGGAGCCCUAAAGAAAAAGCAACCUGCUGAACCUAAAGAGGAUGCUAAAAUCCCAGAUGAUUUGAAGUUAUUCUUUGAUUCUAUGUACGCUGCGACUAAAAAACUGCCUUACUCUAUUCAGCGUCACGUGAGAAACCAAGUCUUCGAAAUCCGUUCAAUACUGCCAAAAUUAUGUCAGUUUAAAAAUUAUUUUAAUAUUCAUAUUGGAUUUUCAUUAACUGAUUUUAUAAUUCGACUUUUUAUUUUGAUUAAUUUAAUUGUUAAUUAUUAA